AUGGGGGAAUCGCCUCCGCUAUUUGACAUCUACCCUCCCCUGAUCAACACGGCGUGUCCAUGGGCAACAACUAUUGACGACCUGAGACUCCUCCAUAAGUGCCCGUCAACAGGCGCAGUCACCACUCGAACGUCCCUCAUCAACGGCUUCGAUCAUAACCCAGAAAAGCACCAAUACGCCUUCUUCGACGCAGCCCAGGUUGGGUCAGCUCAGAACGCAAGCAUCAACUCACUCGGUUACAGCCCACUGACGUUGCAAACCUACCUUGGCCUAAUCAAAACCAUCUCGGACGAACAGUCCUCCAGGUCCAGCAAGGGCUUCAUCGUUUCCGUCACGGGGGCACCAGUGGACAUUGCCGCCAGCUACAAACUCAUAGCCUCCGCAGCACGCGACGUUCAGUUCCCCCUCGCCAUGGAGAUCAAUCUCAGUUGCCCCAACAUCCCCGACCUGCCGCCGCCAGCCUACUCCAAGGAAGCACUCACGACCUACCUCAACCACCUCCACCAAGCCAUCGUCGAAACCGCCAACAACGACGACGACAACACCCCACUUAUCCCCACAGCAGGAGGCGCCUGCCCGAUAGCCUUCAUCACCGCAACCAACACCCUCGGCUCCUGCCUCCUCUUCGACCCGUCACCGGCACAAAACCCCAACCCACCAAACCCCCGCAUGCCACCAACCGUGCUCCCCGGCCACGGGAUCGGGGGUAUGGCCGGCGCGCCGCUGCACCCGCUCGCGCUGGGGAACGUGGCCACGCUCCGGCGCAUGCUGGACGAGCGGCCGGACAAGCUGGGCGGCAGCAGGGUGCGGUUGAUAGGGGUGGGCGGGGUGGGCGACGCCGCGGGGUAUGCGAGGAUGAGGGCUGCCGGGGCGGACGUGGUCGGCCUCGCGACGGGGUUGGGUCUGCGGGGGGUGGGGGUGUUUGGGGAGGUGGAGCGGGGGUUGGAGGGGGGGGGGAUGUGGUAG
This is a messenger RNA of Chaetomium fimeti, 966 nucleotides long. RefSeq lists its product as uncharacterized. Lineage: Eukaryota; Fungi; Ascomycota; Sordariomycetes; Sordariales; Chaetomiaceae. Gene Ontology annotation, molecular function: dihydroorotate dehydrogenase activity. Gene Ontology annotation, biological process: 'de novo' pyrimidine nucleobase biosynthetic process; pyrimidine nucleotide biosynthetic process. The record is from RefSeq and is a predicted model, not a curated record. The coding region runs from base 1 to 966 and encodes 321 amino acids. The transcript has 2 exons. Gene Ontology annotation, cellular component: cytoplasm.